AUGACUUUGGCAAAUGUUGUAGCCACUUCUUUGGCUCAAAAGCAUCGUUUACAUGAAGAUGUGGGAAGCCUGGUCUAUGCAUCCUUUUACAGAAUGAUAGUAGAGAGUCUUGAGUUGCUGGACAAGACACAGAUGACUUUGGCAAAGGUUGUAGCCACUCCUUUGGCUAAAAAACAUGUUAAUCCAGUUAUGCAUGCUAGAGCCAAAUAUGUUGAAAUGGACUACCACUUUGUUCGUAAGAAGGUGGCCAGAGGACAACUCCUUACUCAGUUUGUAAGGUCUAAGGAUCAACUAUCUGAUAUUCAUAUAAAAGCAUUAAGCAAGCAGGUUUUUGCUGAGUUUUGUAGUAAGCUAGGAGUUACAGUCCCUCCACUCACUAGCUUGAGGGGAAAUGUUGAAGGAAGUUGA
This is a messenger RNA of Solanum verrucosum, 408 nucleotides long. RefSeq lists its product as uncharacterized. The coding region runs from base 1 to 408 and encodes 135 amino acids. Lineage: Eukaryota; Viridiplantae; Streptophyta; Magnoliopsida; Solanales; Solanaceae. The transcript is spliced from 2 exons. The record is from RefSeq and is a predicted model, not a curated record.